AUGACUGCAGCUUCUGUGGUGAUCGCCGCCGACCCUGCGGCACGACCAGGUCGCGGCAACGGCGGCGAUGAUAAGGACCUGCAAAAUUGGUCUUCGCUCAUUGGUAUUAUCACCGCCAUUGUCGGCAACAUUCUCAUCGCGCUCGCUCUUAACGUUCAGCGCUACGCACAUAUUCGACUGCAUCGAGAGCGCGCCCUGCUUCGGCGGAGAGCGAAAGAAGCCUUGAAACAUGCGCAGAACGGAGGCCAAGCCGGUCCCUAUGGCUCUGUCGGCGUCGGCGGUGAUGGAGGCCGGCUCGAAGAGCAGCAAGAAAACGGACAUCACGAUACCGGCGAAUCCGAACCCCUGACGAGAUCGUUCCGCUCCGAAGACUCCAUCGGUUCCGACUAUUCCGGCGACGACGAAAAAGCCUCCUCCACAUAUCUUAAAUCGCCGUACUGGUGGAUGGGGCAGAUCCUGAUUACCUUGGGCGAGCUUGGUAACUUUUUGGCAUAUGGCUUUGCUCCCGCCUCGAUCGUCUCGCCUCUGGGUGUUGUCGCUUUGAUAUCCAACUGCAUCAUCGCGCCGAUACUCUUCAAAGAGAAGUUCAGACAACGCGACUUUUGGGGGGUCAUUAUUGCUGUCGCAGGCGUCGUAAUCGUCGUCCUGAGCGCCAAGCAAGAAGAAACCAAACUAGAUCCGCACGAUGUCUGGGAUGCCAUUACGACCUUGGAGUUCGAGAUAUACCUUGCCAUUACGGUCUCUCUGAUCAUUGUACUCAUGUGGGCGAGCCCGAGAUACGGCCAUAGAACAAUAUUAAUUGACUUGGGUUUGGUUGGUCUAUUUGGUGGCUUUACCGCUUUAUCUACCAAGGGCGUGUCUUCGAUGCUCUCGUCAACUCUUCUGGGAGCUUUCAAAACCCCCGUCACCUAUGCCCUUCUCUUCGUCCUCCUCUUCACCGCCGUUAUGCAAGUGCGAUACGUCAAUAAGGCACUACAAAGAUUCAGUUCCACCCAGGUCAUCCCCAUCCAGUUCGUCACGUUCACCCUCUGUGUCAUUAUUGGCAGCGCCGUCCUUUACAGGGACUUCGAGAGGACAUCGACCGAACAAGCCGUCAAGUUUGUUGGUGGCUGUUUGUUCACCUUCUUUGGCGUCUUUCUCAUUACUAGUGGCAGGCGAGAGGAAGAUAUGGACGACGGCGUAUCCGAUGCCGACGGUGCGGAGGAAACGAUUGGCCUGGCCGAACAAGAUCCUGCGCAGCCGCUCCCGCCUUCAUCCGUCUCGAUUUUAUCAACAUCGCGCCGGUCUUCAAAGGCUUCCAUCGGCUUCCCCACGAAUAAUGGGUCAAAGCCUUUUAGUAUGCAGCAUGACUCUGGAAUCCCGUCGCUUCGGGUUCCGGCCGCGGCUUCGGCCGGAAAUCUUGUUGGCACUGAGUCCGAACCCCUGUUAGCCAAUCCAUGGAGUAACGCCGCAGACGAGAUUCUCCCUCCGCCCGGCACACGAACAAUCUCAGAUGACUCCAUAGCCACUUUCCCCGUCUUGGGUUUCUCUCCAUCAGAGCCAGUAACCCCGAUUUAUGACGGGCAUUUACAACCUGGUCUCACUGAUAGACCGGUAACCCCUCGCCCAUCCAUGCCCAGUCAGCGACCUCACAGCCAUCAGUACCCGGGGCCGCUGUUUUCCCCGUCCCCGCUAUCUUCCACAGUCAGUGCAGUGGUCAAGGACACUCUGCUUAGGAACGCAGAAAGUCCGUUGAUGCGCAGAGCGUCCGUGAGAAGGCUACGGUCAAGUAUACGAGCCAGUCUUUUUAUGCCCGAGCACGAGGAUGAUGCAGACAUCGACCCGGAAAGCCAGGAUUUGAUGGGUCGGUCUCACGGAAAUGGAGAUGGAGGGCCACCAGAGCGUACUCGAACAGCUGGCGAGGACGCUCCUCGAGGAUAUCAGACUGGGAGACCUCGAAGCCUAAGUGAUACGUUGGGUGAGUUUUUUAGGGUAAAGAGGAAAAGAAGAGAUGUCUACACCGACGCAGAAGAGGAGGAAGUGUGA
Colletotrichum truncatum is the source of this 2025-nucleotide messenger RNA. RefSeq names its product DUF803 domain membrane protein. The record is from RefSeq and is a predicted model, not a curated record. Gene Ontology annotation, molecular function: magnesium ion transmembrane transporter activity. NCBI's taxonomy places the organism in Eukaryota, Fungi, Ascomycota, Sordariomycetes, Glomerellales, Glomerellaceae. Gene Ontology annotation, cellular component: membrane. Gene Ontology annotation, biological process: magnesium ion transport.